CUGUUAUUCCGCGCAAUCGCCCGUCGGUUGAAACUGUUGCGGUUAGUACUUGUCGUUGUGAUUCGAGAACUAUGUUCGAGAUGACUUACUGCUGCGCAUUUCGCUUCGGGUCAACUCUGUCCUCGACAUCCCCUCCAGCAAUGCGAUAAUGAAGGAGAAGAGAGUAACAAUUCCGCAAUGGUUGACGCUUGGCGCCUCGUUCGGUGUGGCAGCUACACUCACGCUAAAAGCGAGAUUGUUUUAGACUGCGAGAACGUCGUGAUUGGUCGCAAUGUUGAGCCCAAGUAUCGCCUCGACAGCGUCAACAUCAGUCGUCAGCACGCUUGCUUGAGGUACAGUAGACACGGACAGUGGGAAAUCACCGAUCUUCGCAGUCACAACGGCGUGUUUGUCAACGGUAGAAAAAUACAAGCGUCUCACCGCUUUGCGCUUCACGAAGGCGAUAUCAUUGGUUUCGGGAAGCCUACGCCGACUGGUGAUGAUGUGUUCGUGUUCGCGUUGGAGAAGAAAUCUGCGAGUGUCGUGGUCAAGAGCGAAUCGCCCGAUUCACCGCGGGCUGCGUCUCCUGGUUUGGACGCCGUCGUAUUGAGCGACGAUGACGAUAUUGUCGUCACGAAAGUGGUCAUUGCGAAUAGACGGCCGACUGUAUCAACAAGUUCGGAGUGUGCACUUGUCGCGAGCACUCCGUUGACGACGACCCUUCCUGCUGCUCCGCCUCAUGUCACGACCAAAAAGGAACCAGUUGAUGAGGAUGACAGCCUUGGUUACGGCGUUUCAGAGGCUCUCACAAGCCAGACUGUUGGUGCCGCCCACAUCGACGUUGCAGCAACGGCCGACACGACGCGCUUCAAGAGCAGUCCCCGUCAUCAAGUUACAGGGACCACAUUCACGACUUCUUCCAAAACUGUGCCGUGUGAAGCUGCGGGGAGGGUAAAAAUUGAACGGGACUGUGACUCCACUGACUCUCGAUCGUCCUGUAGCCGUGACACGCAGCAUAGCAGGCUAUCAGUGCCAGUGGUCUUGACUGCUGCUACCAACAACUCACCUACAGCAACCGCGCCAGCACUUGCUCCUCAUGCUCCUCGUACUUACAUUAAACAGGAGGUACCCGAACACGCAGCUGGCAUUGGAAGUAUUCCUGUGUGUGAACCUGGAGAUGUGUCAAGGUUUAUCAAGCAAGAUCCAGACGACUUGGACAGGGAGAAAGCCCGGAAUGUGCAGAGAAUGGUGGUGACAAGUGCUCACCAAAGUGAGUUUCGCAGUGAUGUAUUCCGACACAACAUUGUCAGGAGUGUAUCCAAGAGGACAGAACUAGCAAGCACUGUGUCAAGAGAAGAUGAAGCAAACUCUUCUUGUCACAGUUCACCUUCCUCUUGCCGCUCCGAACAUAGAUCAGAACAUCAUGUUUUACACCAGAGUAAUCCUGAUGUACAUGCCAAGAGAAAUGAAAACACUUCUGUGCAUUCGUUAGCACCAAGAACAGAUUUCAGCAGCAUUACUGUGAAAGAGGAACCUAGUGAAUUUGACACGAGUAGCAACAUGAUGCAAAGCACAGUUGAGAGCCACAUGCUGAUGAAUGGGUCUAUUCCUUCUAGAAGUAUUGAAAAAGCUGCGCAAAGUGGCUUUACAUCGGGUUCCCUCAAUGCCAGUGAUACCGAGCAGAGCAGUAUGUUUCAACAUGAAAACAAGAAGAAUGAAAGGUGCUCUAACUCAAAGUAUGUGCCAUGUGAGGAAAGGUCACAUUCUCCCAAAGUCAGCAGUUUGCCAAACACUCCGAAAUUGGAUUUGUCCCUGUUGGUUAAGCCGUGCAGAAUCGUUCUUGAGAAACUUGAAGGCAACAUUCUUACUCGGCAGCAACCAGUUGCUCUUUUAAGUGGUCAGCAUCUUGUCAAAAGUAGUUUGGACACAGAACUUGACCACAGUAAUGUUGAAGCAGAACUUUCUCAUGGCAGUGUAAACACUACUAAUGAAGGCAGCCCUUGCGAUAUGUCAUUUUCUCAGGAUGAUGUUAUAAUCAUUCUCUCUGAUUCAGAUGAUGAUUGUAAUCUAGAAAUCAAUCUUGAGAUCAAGAAAGAAGCCGAGGAAGCAGAAGAGAUAAUUAGCAAUGACGCGGAUGUUGAGGCUGGCAUUCCAUGGAUAAAUGGUUGCUUGAAUGACAUUACUGAAGAGGGGAAAGCUGUAUGUUCAGUAACGGAAGAUGAGAAUCUUGAGAAGAGACUAGUUUGGAAUGAAUCAGAGCCUGAGCAAGCUACAAGUGAUAAGGAGCAACCAGAAAACGAUUUCUUUCCCGUUUUGUCACAAGGCUUCUCUCAGGAGGAGGUGGCUCCAGCAGAGAUUAAGGGAAGAGGCAGUGCUGCACGUGAAAUUUAUUCAUCAUCGUUCAAUCGCUUUGCUCGUUUGGGAGGCAGAGCGAACAGAAGCCCCAAGAAAAAAUCAAGCUUGAAAGAGAAGGUUAUGAAGUCUAUGAAUCAUAGGAUACCAAUGGCAGGUGGUGGGUCAGCAGUCCAGAAGAAAGAUGGUGAAAUGCUGCCAAAGUCCAGUUCUCUUGCCGAGUGUGAAGAUAGUUCAAAGAAGUCCCACUACAAGGGUAGGUUCCAGUCCCGCUGGGCUCGUCUGCUAAGUACAGAAGAACCAUCUAAGCCUGCUGUAAGUGCAUCAAAAAGACAGCAAGGAAGAAUGGUUAAACUUCUUAAUGACAUACAAACAGCCCCAAACAAAGUAAAAGCUACCACGUCACUUGGCAGUCCCACUAAAAGAGCCAGGCUAUUGAACCAGUCUCGUGGUAUUAUGCGGCAUCCAGCGAAAGAGCAAGCUUCAAACUCAUUUGAUGUGUCCGCCGAAGCGGUGAAGCAAUCAAACCAACAUCCAUUUGUUGCUCAGCCGCUUCAGGACAAAGCUCUUGAGGCAAGCUCUGUCUCCAUUGAAAGGACAAACCAGUGGUGUCCAUCUUCGAAUGCUACGGACAUACUUCCUCAGCCGAAAAAUGCCCCAAUGUCAGAUUCUGUUCGUGCUGAAACUGAAAAUCGAUUGAAACCUUCUCUGGAAGAACAUGGAUCUGUUCCUCAGGUGGACACUUCUACUAGAGCAGAGUCAUCAGUACAGCAAGAAGUGGGCUUUUCCGUGCCAAAGUUUAAGCAAGCUGUUCGAAUUUCAAGGGUGGCAAAGGGCUCGCCAGUGUAUGCUGCCACUGCGAGUGACUUCCCUAUAAUACACAAAUGCCUGGAGUUGUACCAAAGUUUUCUGUGCCCAUGAACACUUCCGCACCCAUGGACACUUACGUGCCCAUGGAUACUUCUUUGCCCAUGGGCCAGUUUCCUGAACAUAUGGACAUAGAUGAACCUGAAAGGAGGUCACGUGUGCACUUUCACAUAGAAGAACCAAGUAGCAGAACUGAUGAGCAGAGAGCUGAAUUUGCACAACGUGUUAGGGCAUCACUGAAGAAGAGAAAGGUAGAACAGAGCCAGAGGAAUAAGAUAAACUUGGGAGUCUUCAUUUCUAACAUCCUUAACUGGAAAGUUCAGUGGCUAAAAGAGCAGCUGCAGUCAUCAGUGCUUCCACCUCUGCUGGACAUGGACAAGUUUCGAGCCAAACGCUUGAUGUACAGUAGCGUUGAGGAAUACAAGCUAGUGAACUAU
Messenger RNA from Rhipicephalus sanguineus (brown dog tick), 3635 nucleotides. RefSeq lists its product as uncharacterized. Lineage: Eukaryota; Metazoa; Arthropoda; Arachnida; Ixodida; Ixodidae. Gene Ontology annotation, molecular function: protein binding; mRNA binding. The record is from RefSeq and is a predicted model, not a curated record. The transcript has a single exon. Bases 178 to 3252 code for a protein of 1024 amino acids.